AUGGCUCGUGCGCUUGUCAUGGCGGUGGCUGCCGUGGCCGUGUUUGUCCUGGUCACUCCCGCCCUCGCGGCCCGUGACCUCAAGACCGUCUCUCCUGCUGUCGGCAGCGUGACUGGCGCCGUCAGCGGCCUGCUCACGGGCGGCAGCCUCCCCACCGGCAGCCUGCUGCCCAACCUGCCCGUUGUGGCGGCGCCCUCCCUGCCCUCCGUGCCCACCGUGGGCACCCCCACCCUGCCCACCCCCAGCCUGCCUGUCGUGGGCAGCGUGACUGGCGCCGUCAGCGGCCUGCUCGCGGGCGGCAUCCUCCCGAGCGGCAGCCUGCCUGUCGUGGGCAGCGCGACUGGCGCCGUCUUCGGCCUGAUCCCCACCCUGCCCUUGGCGCCGGCAGUGGCGUCCAUUUCCUCCACCCUGCCCACCAUUCCCAACCUGAUCACGCCCUCCAUAGUCCUCCCCACCCCGCCCUCCAUUCGCGACCUUGAUGUCCCGAAAAGCCUGCCCACCCUGUUGCUGCCCACUAGCCCUGUUGUUGGCGCUGUGCAGAGCAUCCCCAUUGCGGGCGGGCUUAUUGGGUAG
Messenger RNA from Monoraphidium neglectum, 573 nucleotides. RefSeq lists its product as hypothetical. The record is from RefSeq and is a predicted model, not a curated record. The transcript has a single exon. Bases 1 to 573 code for a protein of 190 amino acids. NCBI's taxonomy places the organism in Eukaryota, Viridiplantae, Chlorophyta, Chlorophyceae, Sphaeropleales, Selenastraceae.